GCACUUGUCCCACCCUCAGAGCACGUAGGAAGUCGGGACUUCUUAAACGCCGGUUCCCUCCAGCUCCGAGCUGGUAGAUGACUCCCGUCCGCCCUGCUGUGCUCUUCACGCCGCCCUGUCGCUGCCGACCAUGGCUCGGCCUGGGGACACCACCCUCCGUCUUUGUCUCCUGCUCCGGUUUCUGCUAACAGAUUCAGCGCCUCGCGGCUGUGAGUUCAGAGAUGCUCUUUCUCCUGCCUUUGAAUUCCCCAUCACACCAAAGCCCAAUCCUGGACAAGCAUGGUGUGAGAUUCGAGGCAAGGUCAAUGGAAACACGUUUCUGUAUUACGCCUGUGGGAACAAGAAGGUCGAAGUCUUUGGUCCUCUGGGGAGGAAUGUGAAUGACAUAGUGUUUUGGGAGAGACAGACCGAAACUCUGAAAGACCUGGCAGAAGAGCUCAAGAAGAAACUACUUGACUGGAAAGCAGCGGAUUUUACACCCAGUGAUUCUCUCUCCCUGCAGGGCAGGAUGGUGUGUGUGCGUGGGGACAACGGACGCACCAGCGGAUCCUGGGAGUUUCACAUCAAUGAACAGAUAUCCUACUUCUUUAACUCAGAGAGUGGAAAUUGGACACUUCGUCCUAGAGGCCGACAGAUAAAGGCCUCAUGGGAGAGUGACAGAGAUUUGACCAAUUCCCUCAUGAAGAUCUCAGUUGGAGAUUGUAACAAGUGGCUUGAGCGAAUAUUGAUGCACUGGGAUGAACUGUGGGAGACAACAGCCCCGCCAGGCUCGCAGCAAGUCACGGCCCAGUCCGGGGCCAUGGCCCUCAGACCCAUCACCUGGAUCCUCCCUGUGAUUCUCAGCCGCUUAAUCAUAAUUGGCAUCCAGGUAGAGUCUUUUAGAGUGACAGGCUGCUGAUUAUACCAGGAAGCCCCCGAGAGCGUCAUCCCGCUUAGCGACUCUGUUUUGCUAGACUACCUUUGGAUCACUUGCUGUUCGUUUUUAGACCAGACUUUAAGAAUCCAGCGACGUCACCAACUUCCAGCUAUUACAAAGCCAUAAUUAUCCAGACAGUAUGGUACUGGCACAAAAACAGACACUCAGAUCAAUGAAGCAGAAUAGAAAACCCAGAAAUGGACCCACAAACAUAUGGCCAACUAAUGAGCAGGAGAGAAUAUCCAAUGGAAUAAAGACAGUCUCUUCCCAGUGGUGCUAGUAACACUGGGCUGCAAUGUGUAGAAAAACGAACCUGGACCACUUUCUCACACCAGACACAAAAAUAAACUCAAAGUGGAUGAAAGACCUCAAUGUAAGACAGGAAGCCGUCAAAAUCCUCGAGGAGAAAGCAGGCCAAAACCUCUUUGAUCUUGGCCGCAGCAACUUCUUACUCAACACGUCUCCAGAGGCAUGGGAUACAAAAGUAAAACUGAACUUUUGGGGCCUCAUCAAAUAAAAAGCUUCUGCACAGCGAAGGAAACAAUCAGCAAAACUAAAUGG
Acinonyx jubatus (cheetah) is the source of this 1477-nucleotide messenger RNA. RefSeq names its product UL16-binding protein 1-like. The transcript has 5 exons. The coding region runs from base 131 to 898 and encodes 255 amino acids. Gene Ontology annotation, cellular component: external side of plasma membrane. Lineage: Eukaryota; Metazoa; Chordata; Mammalia; Carnivora; Felidae. The record is from RefSeq and is a predicted model, not a curated record. Gene Ontology annotation, biological process: antigen processing and presentation of endogenous peptide antigen via MHC class I via ER pathway, TAP-independent; immune response; antigen processing and presentation of endogenous peptide antigen via MHC class Ib.